Messenger RNA from Budorcas taxicolor (takin), 636 nucleotides. It is a transcript of the gene C15H11orf71, whose product is annotated as chromosome 15 C11orf71 homolog. The record is from RefSeq and is a predicted model, not a curated record. The transcript has a single exon. Bases 167 to 565 code for a protein of 132 amino acids. Gene Ontology annotation, cellular component: nucleus. NCBI's taxonomy places the organism in Eukaryota, Metazoa, Chordata, Mammalia, Artiodactyla, Bovidae.
CUCCGAGGAGAGGGCUCGGGAAGGCUCCUGGUCGCCGCUGCUGUAGUGAUGGCUUCCAACGAAGUUGGUCUCCGCUGUCGGGAUCCGCUGAACUGAUCUGCGGAGUCGCGAAGGGCCUACCUUUACCGAGAGUCGUAAGAUCAGAUACUACGGGCAGUAUCUGAAGAUGGCGCAGAACUCUGUGUCCCUGUCCGCCGGCGAUCGAAGGAGUCGGGUGGCUUACCUUAGCUCUUCCCACGGUGACCUCAGCUCGUCGGCCUUAGCGUUGGCGAUGGUCUCCGGAGACAGCUUCCUCGUUACCAGGCCCGAAGCGAUUCUUCCAGAACCUGUUCCUCGACCCUCCGUGCGGCUGAACUUCCGGACCGAGAGCCGUCGGGCGCCUGGUGGCGGCCGAAGCCCGACCCGCUUUAACGAGGGAAGGGAACUGGAGGCGCGGAGCCGAAGCCGCCAGGCCAGAUUCUCACCUUACCCUGGCCCUGCGGUGAAACUCGACCUUCUAAGAAGUGUCCUGCAACAGCGUCUGGUGGCACUUGGAGGAGUUAUCGUAGCCCGUCUUUCAGCUUAAAACCAAUACCUUCCUCGGCCCUUCAAUUAGCGUGUGAACAAGGCCUCUCUCUAAAAUACAUUCUUGGUGCA